Peronospora matthiolae is the source of this 354-nucleotide messenger RNA. The record is from the annotation of a GenBank genome assembly. NCBI's taxonomy places the organism in Eukaryota, Oomycota, Peronosporomycetes, Peronosporales, Peronosporaceae.
AUGUACGAAGGGAUUGACAACCUGAAAUCCCUUUACGACCGUGCCGGGAAGACUUUCUCCGGCGGUCCUUCUGCGGCACAGGAUGUGCCGCGUCGUACUGCUCAACCAGACCCAGUACGUCGAUCAUCAGUUGGGAGCGGGGCUCCCAAGAAUCCCAGGACGGGGGAUAGCCGCGCCACCGGACGAGAUAACUCGUCCGACGUCCGUUCACGUCGCGGUGGUUCAACAGCUGCUCAACUAGAUAGCGCUGGCCACCGCGAGAGUCCUCUAAUGGAGGUGGAGGAGGAGGAAAGACGCUCUCCACACGAUCAUGGGGAUCCGUGUGUUCCCGAGAGCUCUUCUUUGAUCGCGUAA